Messenger RNA from Aplysia californica (California sea hare), 2079 nucleotides. RefSeq names its product retina and anterior neural fold homeobox protein 2. NCBI's taxonomy places the organism in Eukaryota, Metazoa, Mollusca, Gastropoda, Aplysiida, Aplysiidae. Gene Ontology annotation, molecular function: RNA polymerase II transcription regulatory region sequence-specific DNA binding; DNA-binding transcription factor activity, RNA polymerase II-specific. Gene Ontology annotation, biological process: regulation of transcription by RNA polymerase II. The record is from RefSeq and is a predicted model, not a curated record.
GAACACAGAGUGGACAGUUUUGUAUAAAUUCUGCGGUGGCCUCCCUUCGAAUAAAAGGGCUCGGUGUACGUCAUUAGAAACGUUCGUCGAAAGAAAUGCGACCUGAUUCAAUGAGACUUUCAGCGCUCACACGCCUGGGGCUGCUGCUUAAGUUUAAAUAACUAAUAAAUAAGCCAAAAUAAUAAGUUACCAGAUCGUCAAGUUAAACGAAAUAAACUCACUACAUUUAAAUUGAAAUCCACACGCGUAAGCGAAACUAAAGAGAAGUGGCACGUUAUAAUCAAAUUGUACUUUUUAUAUUGUUUUAGAAAAGAUAUGAAAAACGUAAACAUCAUUUUGCCUUGGACUUAUGAGUAUCUAGUAUUGUGUCCUGUUUUUAGAAAGUUGAAAACGCUAAGACUUUAAAGGACGACACUCGAGAGCGAAAGUCGAUAACAAUGUCUGUCUGCCAAAGCAACCCCAACGCCUUGAUACAAGAGGAGGAGAUUGCUGGUCCUCCGCCAUCGUACCCCGCGGGGAGCAACAAGGAAGAAGGACAAACAUCCCCACCGGUCAACCCUCGCCUCACAGCCAUAUGCCAGGUGAAACUCAACUUUUCUAUCUCCUCGCUCCUCGGACUGCAGACCAACGACACAGAGGCUGGUCAGAUCGAAGACACUAAGGAAGUGAGCAUUAACACGCCCUCAACAGUUCCCAGCCAACCACAAACCACCUCUUCUGGAGCUGGCGACCAAUCGCAGGCCGGCGAUCUCGGGGAUUCCCAAGAUUUCAACCUGAACGUGAAAUGCAAAAGGAACAGAACAACGUUUUCCACACGACAACUACAGGAACUGGAACGAACUUUCAGGAAGACCCACUACCCAGACAUCUUUACGAGGGAGAAACUUGCCAAUCGGGUCAAGCUCCCCGAGUCCAGAAUUCAGGUCCAACAGACCCGACAUUGCCUGCUAUGCAUCGACAUCUUCCCGCCAUUUUGAACGUCCAGCAUGCACUGCGGGCGGAAAUGGUGAGGGCAAUGCCAUACCUGCAUCCAGGAACCUCGUCUGCCAGCUCCCACUCCAUGCCUGGUUCCUGAACUGUGGUUAGACGUGAUGGCGUGUAGAGAGAUAUUCUUUCGCAGUGUAAAUCCUCGACAUGCAUACUAUGAAGGACCAACCGCUUAAAGGAAAAGGCAAAGUUUUGACAUCUUCGGGAAAGACCGCAGAUGAUGAUGACAUAUGUGAGACAUUGUGGUGAAAUCAGGCGCUGGUCAAAAUCAAAGAAAUCGGUGUUUUCCCUUCCAUUUGAUAAUUUUCAUAGAUUGUUUUUGUUUUUAGACUCAACGCCUGUUAGGUCCUUUUAAAAACACAUUUGUUGUCACCAAACGUUGGCGGCCAUUUUCUCACUAAGUAAACCAAUGAAACCAGGCAACUCCCACCUCCCCUAACCUCAAAUAUCUCGACUUCUAUUUGAGAUAGAUAGGUAUUUUGUUCACCGAAAGCAAGACAACUGAACAAGCUUUAAGAUGAUACCAAUAACUCCACAUGCCCAAAAAUUUAGGUGCGCCUGAUUCCACCGUGUCGUGACACAUAUUGAAAUAUUUCUUAAGGUGCGGGGUGUACACUUUUACUCGUAUACAAAAGAGGAAUUGGUACAUAUCAUCUGCUUUUUUUUUACUUAGAAAACCUCAGAAAUGUAUGCACUAAACAACAGCCUAUAAUGUACAUUCGGAAGGACAACUACGCAAAGAGUAUAGACACCUUAAUGUGGUGUUUGUCAGCGGCUGAAAUCAGUUACGAGGUGACCGACAGAUGAAUAGUAAAUGCAUGUAUGUGAAAGACAUAAUAGCUGCUUUACAUUUAUUUCUUUUUUGAAAUUCUGCUGAUUAGAAUUUGUGUUGAAUACAGAAUAAAAAUUCAUUUUUGAGACGAACUUGUGCCAUAAAAACUCUAGCUAUACAAAGCAUUUGCUUAGUCCUUUGUUAGACUUUCAUGUCUGAUAUUAUGUGGUACUAUGCGAAGGCUAAAAAAAUAGAUUUUGACCAAAAGAUCUAAUCUUAAAGUGUUUGUUUGCAUGAAAAAUAACAAAAUUCAAAGCCAA